AUGUCCCGAUACGCAGAAGCUCAUUUGAAUCCUGCUGGCCCGGGCGAUGCUCGUCCAACAGCCCUUCAAAUUAUAAAGGACGAAGCAGCAGAGGGAAAGCUAGCCGGGAAAGUUGUCGUCAUCACCGGCACUUCGUCUGGAUUAGGGAUCGAGACAGCUCGCGCUCUAUCUUUGACUGGAGCAAAGCUGUUGUUGACGGCACGAGACCUGAACAAAGCUAAGACUGCUCUGGACGGAAUACUCGAGCCAGGGCGCGUUGAGCUCGUUGAGAUGGACAAUUCUUCCUUGAGCAGUGUGCGUUCCGCCGCGAAAGCCAUUCUCCAGAAGUCGAACGGCCAAGUCAACGUCCUCAUCAAUAACGCUGGCAUUAUGGCUCUGCCCAAGUUGGAGUACACGAAAGAUGGCUUUGAAAUGCAGUUUGGAGUCAAUCACCUCGCCCAUUUUCUACUCUUUGAACUCCUGAAGCCAGCUCUCCUCGCCAGUGCUAGCCCUGAAUUCUCAUCUCGAGUCGUCAACCUCUCUUCUUCUGCCCAUCACGUGGCCUCGAUCAAUGACUCAGGCAACUACAAUUUUGAGAAGACUGAAUACAAUGAAUUCGUUUCAUAUGGCCAGUCAAAGACCGCCAAUAUCUACAUGGCCAACGAGAUCGAGCGGCGCUACGGAUCGCGAGGACUCCACGCUACCAGUGUUCAUCCUGGCGGGAUUUUCACGGGGCUUAUGCAGCAUAUGGACCCUGCAGUGCUUAAAGAGAUGCAAAAGGACGAAAAUCUGUUCAAAACGAUGAAGUCGCCAGAGCAGGGUGCUGCAACGACGGUGUGGGCGGCAAUUGGCCAGGAAUGGGAGAAGAAGGGUGGGGAGUAUCUUGCGGAGUGCGGAAAAACAACCCGUGGAAACGACAAUCACGAGAUCUUGGGUGUAGGCUUUGCAGGGCAUGCUUAUGAUCCCGAGAAAGAGGCUCGGCUCUGGAAAGAUUCGUUAAAUAUGGUGGGGCUAACAGACGAUCAGUAA
This is a messenger RNA of Penicillium riverlandense, 1008 nucleotides long. Its product is annotated as putative short-chain dehydrogenase/reductase. The coding region runs from base 1 to 1008 and encodes 335 amino acids. The record is from RefSeq and is a predicted model, not a curated record. Lineage: Eukaryota; Fungi; Ascomycota; Eurotiomycetes; Eurotiales; Aspergillaceae. The transcript has a single exon.